Molecule: messenger RNA, 1106 nt
Organism: Amphimedon queenslandica
Lineage: Eukaryota; Metazoa; Porifera; Demospongiae; Haplosclerida; Niphatidae
Product: fluoride export protein 1-like
Exons: 1
Coding region: 13-1026 (337 amino acids)
Biological process (GO): fluoride transmembrane transport
Cellular component (GO): plasma membrane
Molecular function (GO): fluoride transmembrane transporter activity
Source: RefSeq, a predicted model, not a curated record
AGAGAGAGAGAGAUGUCGUCCAUUAUAAGUGAUUCUUAUGGUGCAACAGAAUUACCAGACAGUUCUGAUUCCAGUGAUACCGUUCUUGAUGUUACAGCUGAUGACAAGCCAAGAGAUGGUAAUUGUUACAAGUACCUUCAUCAUUUCCUAAUGAUAGUGUGUUUAUCAAUUGGGUCUUAUCUUGGUGUCAUCACAAGGAUAUAUACCUCAAUAUAUUUAUCAUUAUUUGAUAAUAUCGAUCAGUUUACAUCUCUCUGGGCUCAAGUUAUAGGUACUGGAGUCAUUGGGUAUCUAGUCAUCAAUAAAAGUAACAUUAAUAAUGUAUUGUACACUUCACUGGCCACAGGACUGUGUGGCUCACUCACCACAUUUUCAACAUGGAAUGCUGAGUCAGCAUUGGUGCUGCUCCAGUUGAACGAGUCUACUCUUGUUACUAUAAAUAGACCAGACUACGUUAAAGGUGGAGUGUCAGGUCUCAUGAUACUAUUUAUAGGUAUUGGUCUACCUUUGUCAUCAUUUAUAUUUGGUAGCAAUAUGGGACGGGUAUUCAAAGCACCUGUAAUUACCAGUAGCUAUUAUGUCACUGGAUAUGUUAGCUCAGUGUUGUUGUACAUAAUAAGUACAACAAUCAUCAUUAUUGUCUGUUUAAUUACUGAUAAUUAUUAUAUUCUUUUUUCACUUUUAUUUGGUCCAAUUGGCACUUAUUUGAGGUGGCGAUUAGCUUAUUUUGAUGUUAACUUUCUUAAAAACGAUUUUCCAAUGGGAACAUUGAUAUCUAAUUACACUGGAUCACUGAUAUUAGCAGGUUGUAUGGUUGCCAGGUUACACGUCAACAAUCCAACUGUAGUUCAGUUAAUAAAUGGAGUCAUUACUGGUUUCUGUGGCUGCUUGACAACAGUUUCAACAUUCAUCAGUCAAAUAACCAAACUCUCAUUCAAAAUGUCAUCAAUAUAUGUACUAAUAUCACUGACUACAGUACAAAUAACUUACAUUACAAUAUUCAUUAUUUAUUCAGUUGUUUAUUAAUGGACAAAUAACUGUACAAAUAUCUUACAAUAAUCAGUUGUUAUUAUUAAUAAUUAGGAUAUAGCACAUUCUUUGUUGUC